AUGGCAUCCGAUAAGUCUCCCAGGCCAGGUCCACCCUCCCCAUCAGCCUCCUUCUACGACAUGUCCGACGACGAAGAAGGCGGUUACAAUACCAUCACUCAUGCCGCUACCACCAAGGGCGUCAAACUCCUGUUCUCUAAAAGCAAAGUCUAUGUCCAUCCUACCCCUUCGGCCAAAGACAAUAUCCCGGGCUUCAUCGCUCUCGUCCAGCAAAAGUCCGCCCCCCUCUCCUCCGACCAACGUCCCACUUCUUCCGACUCGUCCAAGAAGACCGCCAAUGCUGCAUCCUACCUCCUCGCCUGGGUUCCAGAAUCCUCACUCGCCCAAGAUGGUCUCAGCACCUACGUCAAGGUUGACAUGAAGGACAGCGGCUCACCUCCCAAGCAAACAUAUCUUGUUCCCCCUCUACCGCUCGCCACCACCUUUGACGAGUCUCCUGUUGGGCCCUAUGCAUUCUCUUUCCCUUUAUCUAGCAUAUAUUCUAUUCACGUACGGCCUCCGAGCUUAGGUUGGUGGUACGGCAGCAUAGUUAUGAACACUCGUGCCGGUGCUAGUCUACCUGCAUUGUUCUUCCACGACUCGGAAUGCGAGAGUACGAUAUUACAGAAGAAGAAGCGAGCCCGGGAGUCCUUUGACCCCUUUGGUGAAAAUGGAGAACUCUUUUGGGGUGGAGACGAGGUCUUGCGAUGGCUUAAAAGAUAUGUCAAUGUCGAAAGGAGCACGGCUGAGCCCUCAAUUUACCUCAUCGAUCCCACAGAAGAAGAUCGCCUCGGCUUUGGGCAAGGCCGCAAGUCCUUGGAAGGACGAGAUGGGUCAAACAGUCAACCUGCAGGCUCCAAACAAACUCAGAAGCAACCGUCGGGACCUGGAAUGGACCCUUUGACCAAAGCUUUGAAAGAAACAAGAUGGAAGAUCCUCGAACAACUAUCCAAGGUCACCACAUUUACGAGACGCACAGCCGAGGAUCUUGCUAACAACAAGAGUAUUCCCCCUCAGGUACGGCGUCUGAUACAGAAUCCAGAGGUUCAAACGUUGCAGGAUGAGUUCGACAGCGCAAAACUCUAUCUCGCCAGAUGGGCAAUGAGUAUUGCAGAGCAGGGUGAAAGAGACAAGAACCAGAGAAUAUGGACAGCCAGAGACGCACUCGAUUCAGAAGAAACUAGUGUCGGCGACUUCGAGAUCCUCGACAUGGAAGCUGGCCGAAUGACACUGAGUGAUAGUAAGAGACGGCCGGUCAAUCUUCAGGAAUGGAAGUCAUUCUUCGACUCCAAAGGUAAACUUCAGAUCACGGUUGAUGAAGUCAAAGAACGAAUAUUUCAUGGUGGUCUUGACCCAGAAGAUGGUGUUCGAAAGGAAGCAUGGCCAUUCAUUCUUGGUGUUUAUGAUUGGGCCAGCACAGAAAGUGAACGGCAUGCCUAUAUGAAUAGCAAGAGGGACGAAUACAUUCAAUUAAAGGGAGCAUGGUGGGAUAGGACUAUGGAAGGGAAUGCGACUCCCGAGCAAGAAGAGUGGUGGAAAGAGCAGAAGAUCAGAAUCGGUAAGUCAUCUUCAAAGCAUCAUCAUCGAUCCUUGCCUCAUAAUCUCGCUGACCUUGCCGCUCGCCAUGUAGAAAAAGAUGUACAUCGAACGGAUCGGCAUAUCCCCUUGUUUGCGGGUGAAGAUAUUCCCCACCCUGAUCCAACCUCCCCCUUCUACAAUCCCGAUGUUCCAGGUACAAAUGUUCACAUGGAACAACUAAAAGACAUGCUUCUCACCUAUCUCGAGUACGACACGCCACCCUCAGAGACUUCUGCCAAAGGCAAAUCCUCCUCGAAGUCCUCUCAGCCACGCUAUCAAACUCGAAAUCCACACCCGCAGAAUCUUGGCUAUGUCCAAGGCAUGUCCGAUCUGCUUUCUCCCUUGUACGCUGUUUUCCAAGACGAUGCCCUUGCUUUCUGGGCAUUCGCGAGCUUCAUGGUCCGUAUGUCCCGGAACUUCGUCCGUUCGCAAAUUGGGAUGCGCUCCCAACUCGCUACGUUGGACCAGUUGGUCCAAAUUCUUGAUCCCAAACUUUACCUCCAUCUUCAAUCUGCCGAUUCGACGAACUUUUUCUUCUUCUUCCGCAUGUUGUUGGUUUGGUAUAAGCGAGAAUUCGAAUGGUCUGACACUCUACGGCUUUGGGAAGUUCUGUGGACGGAUUACUACAGCAGCCAAUUCCAUCUCUUCAUCGCGGUGGCGAUCCUCGAGAAGCAUCGUGAUGUCAUUAUGGACCACCUCAAACACUUCGACGAAGUCCUCAAGUAUAUCAACGAACUCUCCGGUACGAUUGAACUUCAGGAGAUCCUCUUCCGGGCCGAAGGCCUAUUCAAGCGGUUUGAGAAAACGGUGGAAGCCAUCGACCGUAAGAACACCUUCCCAAGCCCAAGCACUGAAGAGGAAGGGGUGAGGCAGAGAAAACUCGGCGGCCUCGCCGACGCCACCGAGUCUCAGAGCACGAACACGACGCAGAAGAAACUCAAUCAUAACAACGCAAGCAACAGACAGGCCAUCAUGUCCGGCCCUGGCGUCCCCACAUCGAAAGCGCAGCAACGCCAGCAACAAUCCACAGGUGCCGCCGGUCCAUCUUCCCCGUCAAAAGGGAGACAGAUACAGUCUAGCCCUGACGGGCAAGAGAACAAGGAGAAAGUCAUCACGCCACAGCUCCGGCUUCUGCUCAGCAGGAAAAUCAUCACGCUCGAUCCGACGGAGGAGGACACGGCGGCGUCCCGGACGCGGGCGAGCGGGUUGAAGGACUAG
Molecule: messenger RNA, 2775 nt
Organism: Exophiala bonariae
Lineage: Eukaryota; Fungi; Ascomycota; Eurotiomycetes; Chaetothyriales; Herpotrichiellaceae
Exons: 1
Coding region: 1-2775 (924 amino acids)
Biological process (GO): activation of GTPase activity
Molecular function (GO): GTPase activator activity
Source: RefSeq, a predicted model, not a curated record